This is a messenger RNA of Orcinus orca (killer whale), 1834 nucleotides long. RefSeq names its product EBP cholestenol delta-isomerase (gene EBP). The record is from RefSeq and is a predicted model, not a curated record. The transcript has 4 exons. Bases 888 to 1580 code for a protein of 230 amino acids. Lineage: Eukaryota; Metazoa; Chordata; Mammalia; Artiodactyla; Delphinidae. Gene Ontology annotation, cellular component: membrane; endoplasmic reticulum. Gene Ontology annotation, biological process: cholesterol biosynthetic process. Gene Ontology annotation, molecular function: steroid Delta-isomerase activity; C-8 sterol isomerase activity; cholestenol delta-isomerase activity.
UGCGCAAGACCCUACCCUCCCCCCCCCACCCCGCGCCGUCCCACCCCCCCCGCCACCCCCCACGCGCCUGCGCAGGACCCCCAGCUACCGCGCGGUCGUCCGGACGACAGAAGAUCCGCCUUCUCAUUGGGCAGCUGAACUAGCGGGUUCUAGUUCUGAUUGGUGGUCUCUGUAUUUGACCCUCCUUUUUCUCUUUAGCGCCCCGCGCAAGGCUCCUCUUUGUUGCAGGUUAGCCGCGGGCUGCGCAAUUUCGGGAGGAGUCAGGCGAUCCCACACACUGAACCUGAGGGUCGUCGUUCUGAUUAGUCUUCUCUCUUCUGUCCUGCAGUUUCCAGGACUACGGGGAGGGUAAUAGCUUUCCGUUGCAUGAUGCAAGACAGUGACCCCUGCAAAUGGGACCUUACCUGGUCGUUGUGUCUCCCCCAGCCGACUGUGACCCCUGAGGGCGGGGAUCAGGUGGCUCCCCCACCAAAGCGUGACCAAUGAGGGCUGGGACCUAGUAUGAUUCUUGUGUCUGCCCACCAGACUGUGACCAAUGAGGUCAGAGACUGGGCCUGGUUCCUAUCUUCCCCAGCAAACUGACCAAUGAGGGCUGGGACCUGUUCUAGUUCCUGUAUCUACCGCAUCCUAUGGCUCCCGGAGGGCUGGAACAAGCUUUCAGUCUUUCUGUGGCCUUAUAGUCAUGUUUUUUAAAACAGUAAAUAAUUAGAUUAUUUUAAUCAUGUCUGUAUUAAUUGGUUAAUUGAGUCCAUUUACAUUUCUUGUCAUAAUAAACUAUUUGGAUUUGAUUUUAUGAUCUCAUUCUGUGCUCUCUAUUUGUUCAGGUUUUUCCUUUCCUUUUAUUCUCCUUUCUACAUAUCCACACACCUCCAUCAGCCUACAAAGACAUGACCACCAAUGCCAGCCCCGUGCACCCAUACUGGCCUCGGCACCUGAGGCUGGACAACUUUGUGCCUAAUGACUGCCCCACCUGGCAUCUCCUGGCUGGCCUCUUCUCCAUCUCUGGGGUCUUAGUUGUGACCACAUGGCUGUUGUCAGGUCAUGCUGCGGUCAUCCCACUGGGGACUUGGCGGAGACUGUCCCUGUGCUGGUUUGCAGUGUGUGGGUUCAUUCACUUGGUGAUUGAGGGCUGGUUCAGCCUCUACCACGAGGACCUUCUCGGAGACCAAGCCAUCUUGUCUCAACUCUGGAAAGAGUAUGCCAAGGGAGACAGCCGAUACAUCCUGAAUGAUAGCUUCAUGAUAUGCAUGGAGACCAUCACAGCUUGCUUGUGGGGACCACUCAGCCUAUGGGUGGUGAUCGCCUUUCUCCGCCAGCAGCCCCUCCGCUUUGUCCUACAGCUUGUGGUCUCUGUGGGUCAGAUAUACGGGGAUGUGCUAUAUUUCCUGACAGAGCACCGUGAGGGAUUCCAGCAUGGGGAGCUGGGCCACCCUCUCUACUUCUGGUUUUACUUUGUCUUCUUGAACGCCCUGUGGCUGGUGCUGCCUGGAAUCCUCGUGCUUGAUUCUAUAAAGCAACUUGCUCGUGCCCAGAGCAUGCUGGACACCAAAGCCACAAAAGCCAAGAGCAAGCAGAACUAAUGAGUGAUGAACUGGGCUUGAACACUGGCUAUUGAGGAACUCUCCACCUGCCAGAAGAUUCCAAUCCUUGCUCUCACAGGUUGGAAGGACAAAUCAAAUUGAUCUGUCAAACUCAGGCUGAUGGGUGAACAGGGGGAAGAAAGGAGCUGUGUGGAGCUACUGUCAGGAGCUGUUGGGACAAAGGUACAAGAGAACCUUGGAAGUCUGUGAUGGGGACAAUUUUUUUAAAUCAGGAAAUAAAGAUCUUGACCCUA